GACCGGAAGCUGCCCCCCGCGGUCGGGCUGAAGAUGGCGUAUCAGAGCCUGCAGCAGGAGUACUUGCAGAUCCCCCUAGUAACGCGGGCCUACACCACCGCCUGUGUGCUCACUACUGCCGCUGUGCAAUUAGAAAUAAUCACACCAUUCCAGCUGUACUUCAAUCCCGAACUUAUAUUUAAACACUACCAAGUUUGGAGAUUAAUUACAAAUUUCCUGUUUUUUGGUACAGUGGGAUUUAAUUUUUUGUUUAAUAUGAUAUUCCUAUAUCGAUACUGCCGGAUGCUUGAAGAAGGGUCAUUCAGGGGUCGAACUGCAGACUUUGUCUUUAUGUUUCUCUUUGGUGGAUUUUUGAUGACUAUCUUUGGCUUGUUUGUCAAUCUAGUGUUCCUGGGUCAGGCCUUUACUAUAAUGCUCGUCUAUAUAUGGAGCAGGCGAAAUCCUUACGUCAGGAUGAACUUCUUUGGGCUCCUUAAUUUUCAGGCUCCAUUCCUGCCCUGGGUAUUAAUGGGCUUCUCAUUGUUGCUUGGGAAUUCAAUCAUAGUGGAUUUGUUAGGAAUCGCUGUUGGUCAUAUCUAUUAUUUCUUGGAAGACGUAUUUCCAAACCAACCUGGUGGGGGUCGGCUGCUCAGGACACCAAACAUUUUGAAAAUUGUUUUUGAUAUUCCGGAAGAAGACCCCAACUACAAUCCAUUGCCUGAGGACCGGCCUGGGGGUUUCAACUGGGGUGAAGGACAGCGACUUGGGGGCUAGAUGCAAACCAGCUGUAAGCAGCAAACACUCUGCAGGACCUCAAAGGAUGUAUUUGUUCUCUUUUGCCUCCCUAUGUUCCCUGUCACUCUGGUUCAGUUCAAUAAAUGCCACCUUGCAGACUGCCAAUGACUCACCCAUCAGCAAGCACAUUCUGUAUGAUGGAUACCUGUCAAAUCUCGAGGGCAUAUUAUAAUUGGCCAAUAGUGCCUGCAGCGUUGUUUGUUUUACUGGAAUCACUGACAUUUCGAUGAGAUUUAUUCCAUCAAACUGGAGAUCUGAGUGUUCACAUUACUUGUCUCUUGGAAGAUCAAAUCUCUGAAGUCGCAUUCACCUCAAUUGAAUGUGUAGCCAUAAUUUUUAUAUAACUGAUCGUUUUUAUGAGAAAUUGCUGACUGCUGUAAGAAUUCUUUUACAAUGAAAACAGAACUCAACCCAUCAGACCUCACUGUGAUCAGAGAGAUCAAAUUUCCGAGCAAAAAGACAGCAGAUGGAGUCUUUGAUCUAUUGUCAGCAGGAUUAAUGCAAGAAUAUGUUACCUAAGCACAGUCAACCUCCACAGUCUUUCCAUUGAUCUAUUUUGUCAGUCACACAUGUGGACAGCUAAGCCCAGUAGAUGUCAGUUUAGCCUGUAGCUAACCAGUAUUGGUUAAACAGACUAAUCAGUUGGUAUUACACAUUCUUUCCCUGUUACAGGCUGGUGUCAGAUGUGUAACCUGUUCAAACACAGAAAACUUUACACAAUUAGCUACCAAUAAUCUGAGAAUACCUUCGGAACUUUAUCAGUGUUGCAAAGCCUGGCAACUAGGUAACGUAAACCUGCAGCUAGAAAUGUGUUUGCUUGUGAUAUGUUAAUUCUGAGAUUCACACAACCCAAUAUAAGCUGCCCAAGUAAUGGAGUGGGUAUGUAAUCUUACUGUCAGAAAUGAUUUGACAGCAGAAGGCAAACAUUUCAGAUGCAUGCAAUGGGAGGCUGAGAUAUCGUUUUCUGUAAACUAAUCCUCUAUUAAAUUCUUACAAAUUAAUUAGCAGCACCCAAUUGUAGAGAUAUCUCAAACAAAUUGCCUUCAAAUCCAAAUAUUAAGAAUGUGUGGUCUAUAUUACAACUGCCAACUUGGAUAAAUUCCAUUAAAUGAAGCAUGUAUAACACGAUUCUCGUGUUCACAAUGUCCCACAUGAAUCUUAGCUGGGCUGGUGUCCUUGCUGACAGAAGUUGAUUGCAGGCUGGAAUUACUAGCUUUUGAUUACAAAGCAGUGUUUAAUUUCAAGGUCCAAGAACCAGAGGAAAUGCUGUGAGCACAACGGGACUAACAGCAGAUCAACCAAAUGACUGUGAACCAAGAGCAACUCUGUAAUCGGGCAGGGAGAUUGACAAGCUAAAAACUGUUCUUCUCAUAUAAACGAGAAAACAUCGCAGAUGUUGGAAAUCUGAAAUGUGAAGAUGCCGGAAAUACUCCGCAGGUCAGGCAAAAUUUCUGAAGAGAGAAGGCUAACAUUUCGUAAAAUGGUUUGGACACUGGGGAGAACUCCCCUGCUCCUCUUCAGAAUGGUGUGUAGAUAUUUUAUGUUGGUGUGAAAACCUGUACUCCAGUAAACCACAGACUUGUACUGCAAAGUUUGAAACAUUUUAAUCAAUUCACACUUGUGCCAAAUCUGAAGUACUUUGGAUGAUUCUAAUCAUAAAAUUUGAUUUGCUAA
Messenger RNA from Hemiscyllium ocellatum (epaulette shark), 2448 nucleotides. RefSeq names its product derlin 2 (gene derl2). Gene Ontology annotation, molecular function: ubiquitin-specific protease binding; misfolded protein binding. Gene Ontology annotation, biological process: endoplasmic reticulum unfolded protein response. The transcript is spliced from 7 exons. The record is from RefSeq and is a predicted model, not a curated record. The coding region runs from base 34 to 753 and encodes 239 amino acids. Gene Ontology annotation, cellular component: Hrd1p ubiquitin ligase ERAD-L complex; endoplasmic reticulum membrane. Lineage: Eukaryota; Metazoa; Chordata; Chondrichthyes; Orectolobiformes; Hemiscylliidae.